AUUCGACUCCCCGUUUACCUUCAUUGAUCGACCGUAUCAAAACGAAGAGGUCAUUUUACAGUGAGACGACAGCCCACCAACCUUAACGACUAUUGUGAUAUGUGUGAAGAGCCCAAACGUCUUAUAUGUGUCCACAAUGAACAAAACAUUAUUUAGGUUGUACACAACGAAUUCUCAAAGUACACACAUCGACUGGCGUUACAGUGUAAAUCAUGACAGUAUUUGAACAGUAUUAGCAAUGGACGUUACGAGCACAUUCCACUAACGAUGAUUGUCAGGAAAAUUAUAUGAUAAUGACUCAACGGAACCAGCAUACAAAGAAGUUAGUAGCCAGUGUUAAGGCUAGAAAAUGGGAGAAGCUGGUUGGUUGGUCAAUUGAACCAGAUUACGACAGCAGUUACAUUGACAUCGAAGCUUGGAGUAAGAGGAGAUAUAAUGAAGGUACAGUUCACGUUGAAUAUCUUUGUUCGAAUAAUCACUUUUGCAGUGGAAUAUCAGACUGGAAUAGUUUCAUUGAAGCUAGCUUGGAGAAACAAGGAAAAGAUGCUGCCAGCAUCGAAUAUGAAGAGAUAAAAAAAGAGGAUGGAUCAAAUACAGAGGAAGUCUAUGAAAAAGCGAAAAAAGAGUUGCAUAAAUCAGUUACACAAACAGCAGGUAUAGAAAUAAAUAGUCCUACAGAGGGGUAUAUUACGGAGCCUAUUACUUUAAACAAAGAGAUUAGGGAACAAAGUAGCAGUGUUGAAAAUGGAGAAUGUACAAGACUCAACGACGAUGAAAGCAAACGUAGGUGUGUCCGAGUUAGACCAAUUUCUUCAAAUAGUUUACCCGAAAAGAAGUUAACCUGUAGAUCCAUGCCACCUCGGCGGAAUGCUUUAUCCGCAAAUGACGCAUACACAGAUGAUAUUUCUUCACCAUCAAUAAAGUUUUCAUACACGAAAAAAGACACAUCAAAACCAAUGGUCGCUGGCUCUUUAAACUUUUCGUCUAGGCCUACUGAUAAUGAUGUCUCAGAAUCUUCGUCAGGUCAGAAUGAGCGCCUUGCAGGUUACGACUUUCAUCGUCUGCAACUCCAUCAAGGAUAUGUUUUACCGAAGUCAGCGAAUGUCAGCAUUGGCGAUUUGUUGCAGAGCCAUCCGCGCAUUGAGAGGCAUUUCAGGAGUUCUCGCGACCGGGAUAUUGUAUUUGCUGCCUUAGCUAAAGACAAAGACAAUAAUUUUUCGGAAAUGAUCAGACAUCAUUUAUUGAAUGAUAAUACAGAUACUAAUCAUACUUCUGUAGGUCUACCGCCUGUGAACCAAAAAACGAUUAAUAAAGACCGGUCGAAAGGUGUACCGGUACCUGUACUUAAAACCAUGUCUAGUACGCCGAGGAUACCACUUUUGUCAUCUAAAUCAACUGAUGAGAUUUUAUUGCAGCAGUUUGAUACCGAUGGGACUGACCUGAGAGAUGAGCCCUCACAAGACGUCACAUCUCCAAUCUACAGUUACGUCACACACGCAGGAUGUAGUGAUGUCGAUGUUAAUUACACGCCAAAGUCACAAGUGAGCCUAAUGCGAAAUAUAAUGAGGCCUCAGACUACACCCAACAACUGGGGGGAGUGUUAUACAACUGUUAUUAUGGGAAUCCAUGUGAAGCCUCGUGGUCCACCAGCAUUUAGACCACCAACUAGUAAGACACCGCUGCAUCGAGCCAUCCAAACAGCUCACAAGAAAAUCCAUGGUCCUCAUCACCAUCUUCUGUCUCAAAGUGGUUCGAGAUUAACGGAUAAAGUGGAAGCUUCGACCGAGAAGAGACGAUGGUCCAGUUCUUUGCCAAGUAAGCAUGUUCGACACACUGACGCAGUAUCAUCCGACGUAAAUAACAUGAACACAUGGAGACAGGAGCUGGAAAAACGUAUAAGAUAUCAACGAUCAACGUCCAAUUCAAAGGCUACUGCUCGUGUAAACGCCCCGCUUACUAAUCCACUAAUAACGACAAAUAAUACAACCAUUACAUUAAGCAAGUUAUCAAGACGUAAGAAAACUCAACUACGAAUAGGUGACAAGCUAUACAAUGUCGGCACAAUUCAAACAGCUGGAAGAACGUACGCAAGAAUUAAUGUAAAAAUGUGACAUUUGGUUUGAUGUAGUCCUUUGAACGAAGAGAUCUUGAAAAAAUCAUUCAACAUCACACUAUGAUUGACAUUGUGAUUACUAUGGUAACAAAGUCUCGUGUCAUCAUGUUUAUAUUUUAGUCAUUAGUACGCUUAACAAGACUUUUGCGAAGAUAAAUAUUGAAAAAUUAUUUUCCUUUUAAGAAUGCUUUCAACAUCAAUGAUGAUGGGACUAUAUUAAUAUUGACUAAACGUCCAUCUCUUGUUAUAGCGACAUUUUAUACGCGUCAGCCAAUCACAAUGUGUAACCUAUCUAUUUAAACUGGUGGAAUUCUCGUGAUUUGCUCGCUUUAAUAACGGUCCACGUCUAAAUAUUAGGUGAUAAUAAUCGGAUGGUAUGUGGAUUAUUUUUCUAGCUUAAUUAUUAUUGAGAACGAUAAUAAAGCUAUGCUUAUAUAAAUAAAUGUAUAUAUAUAUAUAUAUUAUUGAUUGCCUCUUGAGGUUUGUGUAACAUUGAUUUCUCAACCGAAUUGUUUCAUUUUUUUAUUAUGUAUUUUAUUUAUUUUAGCAUACAAAAUAGUAUACAUGUAUAUGAAUAAUAUUUUAAUUCAAUUCAAUUCAAUUAAAUUUUUUCCAGAAGACAUAAAAUACAAUAAACAUAUAACAUUUACAAAACUAAAGUCUGGCUGAUCAUCUGGUGUAGGACAAAAUAGAAUUUACAUUCACUUAACAAUAUAUAACAUUAAAUAAGGCGGGGAAAAUCUUAAGGCAAGCAUAAAGACAAAUAUCACUGACUUCAGUUGGUAGUGAUUCUUUGAAGAUAAAUAAAAGCAGAAUGGAAAAAUGCA
This is a messenger RNA of Anneissia japonica, 2940 nucleotides long. RefSeq lists its product as uncharacterized. The transcript has 11 exons. Lineage: Eukaryota; Metazoa; Echinodermata; Crinoidea; Comatulida; Comatulidae. The record is from RefSeq and is a predicted model, not a curated record. The coding region runs from base 288 to 2111 and encodes 607 amino acids.